This is a messenger RNA of Plasmodium coatneyi, 1353 nucleotides long. RefSeq names its product Transmission blocking target antigen. NCBI's taxonomy places the organism in Eukaryota, Apicomplexa, Aconoidasida, Haemosporida, Plasmodiidae. The record is from RefSeq and is a predicted model, not a curated record. The transcript has a single exon. The coding region runs from base 1 to 1353 and encodes 450 amino acids.
AUGUUGAAGCGCCAGUUAACGAACCUGCUGCUCGUGCUGUCCCUGCUGCACGUCAUAACGCUAAUACGGAUGACCAAAGGAGAGGUCAAGUACGUCCAGCCACAGGAGCUGAACAAGGACGUGUCCGGAUUUUUCGGGUUCAAAUGUAACUUCUCAAGUAAAGGGGUUCACAACAUAGAACCCAUUUUGACGGAAAAAAGGUCCCUCGUCUGUAGCAUCUAUUCCUACUUCAUCUAUGACAAAAUAAAGUUGACCAUCCCGAAGAAGACCGUCGGAUCUAAAUUUAAAAUGCUACCAGAAAAUUGCUUCAAAACGGUGUACACAAAUUAUGAAAAAAGGACAGAGGAAAAAAUUGAAAACAUGGGCUUGGUUGAAUAUGAAGUGAAAGAAGAUGAUACGAACCCAGAAUACACAGAAAAAAUCAUCACAAUAUCUCCCUUCAACACAAAGGAUGUUGAAUUUUUCUGCAUUUGCGACAACUCUGAAAAUGUGAUAUCGAAUGUAAAAGGAAGAGUUGCUUUGGUUCAAGUGAACGUAUUAAAGUAUCCUCACAAAAUUACCUCCAUCAAUUUGACAACCGAAGCAUAUCCUUACUUGCCUAACCAGAUGAGUAAAAGCUCUUUCACAGAAAAUAAAUUGGAUCUAGAACUUCAAGAAGGAGAACUGGUUGUCCUGGCUUGCGAAAAAGUUGACGAGAAGUGUUUCAAAAAGUCAAAAGACGACUCUCCCAAUUCUCUAUAUAAAAGCAACAAAGUUGUGUACCACAAAAAUCUUGCCAUCUUUAAAGCACCCGUGUAUGUAAAAUCUGCCGACGUCAACGCAGAGUGCUCCUGCCAAUUCGAAGGCACCACCUAUACUGUGUCCUUAAAACCUAUAUAUACCAACAAACUCAUUCAUGGUUGUAAUUUCUCCUCCGAUAUUUCUACGCACACCUUCACAAACAAUAUCGACAUGGCUCAGCUUGGGGACAGUUCACAAAUUACCUGCAGCAUAGAACUUACGGAUACUUCAUAUAAUCACUUGAUAGGAAUGAGUUGUCCUGGACAAAUUUCACCAGAGUGCUUUUUUCAAGUGUACCAACGAGAGUCCCCUGAAUUGGAGCCCUCCAAAAUGGUCUACCUGGAUGCUCAAUUAAACAUCGGGAAUGUAGAAUAUUAUCAGGAAGAGAACGGAGAAAAUACGGUUAAAAUUUUUGGCCUCGUCGGAAGUAUCCCCAAAACCACUUCCUUCACUUGCAUUUGCAAAAACGGGAAUAAAAUUGGCUACAUGUCCGUUAAAGUGGCCGCCGGUUACUUUGGCUUCCUCGCAAAAAUUUUUAUCUUCCUGAUUGUGCUGUUGCUGUUGUACUUCUGA